AUGAUUGGCAGUCUAUUCUUCAUUUUGAAUCGGAUCGUGGAGAUCAUUUUCCUGAUUCCCAUCAUCGGCAUGAUGGCCUACUUCGUCAACGGCUACCUGAAAGCCAACAUGCUCACCCCAGCUUACAUCCUCGUCCUAUUCAUCACCAGUGUCCUUGCCGUCUUCUGGGCUAUCGACACCUUAAUCCGCUUCAGCACGACAAAGCGCUCUGCAAUCUUCGUCGCAUUCGUCGACAUGCUUUUCUUCGGCGCAUUCAUUGCCGGCGUCUAUGAGCUGCGCUUCAUCGCCAACGCAGACUGCGCUCACUGGUCCGGCGGCAGUGUCUGGAUUUCUCUGGGCCCGUUCGGCGAGUACGGCGAGCAGACAAAUAACCCGCUUGAGCUGGACGUGAACAAGAACUGUGCGAUGCUGAAGGCUUGCUUUGCUAUGGGGAUUAUGGAGACGGUCUUCUUCAUCUGGACUGCUUUCCUCGCACUGUUCUUGCAUACUAGGGAACGGGAACGGGAACGCGUCGUCGUCGAGAAGAAGACUGCGCCGACGUAG
This is a messenger RNA of Penicillium maclennaniae, 543 nucleotides long. RefSeq lists its product as uncharacterized. The record is from RefSeq and is a predicted model, not a curated record. NCBI's taxonomy places the organism in Eukaryota, Fungi, Ascomycota, Eurotiomycetes, Eurotiales, Aspergillaceae. Bases 1 to 543 code for a protein of 180 amino acids. The transcript is spliced from 2 exons.